Messenger RNA from Trichoplusia ni (cabbage looper), 2844 nucleotides. It is a transcript of the gene nan, whose product is annotated as transient receptor potential cation channel subfamily V member 5. NCBI's taxonomy places the organism in Eukaryota, Metazoa, Arthropoda, Insecta, Lepidoptera, Noctuidae. The transcript is spliced from 16 exons. The coding region runs from base 184 to 2718 and encodes 844 amino acids. Gene Ontology annotation, biological process: calcium ion import across plasma membrane. The record is from RefSeq and is a predicted model, not a curated record. Gene Ontology annotation, molecular function: calcium channel activity; protein binding. Gene Ontology annotation, cellular component: membrane.
GGAAAAAGUGUUUGCUCGCUAUCUGUCGCUUACUUACCGCUUUUCGUGCUUGGUUGCCAGUAUCGGUAUAGUAACGGUAUCAAGUUUGAUCAAUAACUAAACAGUGUCGCUCCUAGUUUUAAUGCAUUUAAGAGGAUAAGUAACAACUUGUUAUUGAUUGUGUAAUUCAGUAAGUAGACAGCAAUGGGUAAUACAGAAAGUAAUGUUACUAGUGGUGUUAAGAAGCAGGCGGGGACUUCGCAGCAGAAACUGUACAAGCUCGUCGAUAUCAAAGGAGGUGGUCUUCUAGUAGACAUGAUGAAGAGAGCUUUACAGAACAAGCAAUACGCGGAGAUCGACCACGCGAUAAAAACCAAGGUGGAGCCGUUUCUAUACAACAAGGGCAAGGGCCGCUAUAUACCAGUGUCGCAUCUAGUGCUGCUACGGAAUAAAGAGAGGCCCAGACAUAAACUGUUGCCGCCAUUGCGUCAUAUGGAGAAUCCUGACGAAGAGUUUGACGUGGAGAAAGACUGGCCGCUCGUCACUCAGGAGCAGUAUGAUGCGAACCCUUCAGGGUAUAAAGAAUUAUGCUGGGAUCUUAAGGAGCGUGGUGCUGUCGGAGAAACCAUUCUGCACUUGUGUCUACUGAACGCUUCCUCAUUGCUGGCUAACCUGGCUAAGAGAUUACUUCGGUUCUACCCAAAACUCAUCAACGACGUCUACAUGGGCGAUGAAUAUUGUGGUGAAAGCGUGCUCCAUAUAACAAUAGUAAACGAAGACCCGACCAUGGUAAAAUUUCUCCUGGACGCUGGAGCCAACUACCAUGAGCGUUGCUAUGGCAACUUCAUGUGCCCCGAGGACCAAAAGGCUUCGAGAAGCGACUCCUUUGACCACGAAUGGGUUAACGUACAACCCGAGACGAAUUAUAACGGCUACGUGUACUGGGGCGAGUACCCUCUGAGUUUCGCGGCCUGUCUCGGCCAGGAGGAGUGCUACCGGCUGAUCCUGGCGCGCGGCGCCGACCCCGACAAGCAGGACACCAACGGCAACACCGUGCUGCACAUGCUCGUCAUCUACGAGAAGCAGGAGACAUUCGACAUGGCAUUUGAGGUGGGAGCAUCUCUAAACAUUCGCAACGUGCAGAACCUGACUCCUUUAACAUUAGCUGCCAAGCUGGCUCGCACGGACAUGUUCUUCCAUAUCCUGAACAUCGAACGCGAGAUCUACUGGCAGAUAGGUGCAACCACCUGCGCCGCCUACCCGUUGGGACAAGUCGACACUAUUGAUACCGAGACCGGGUUCAUUUGUAAAGAUUCAGCACUGAAUUUGGUCGUUUUUGGGGAAAAGGACGAACAUUUAGGCCUCCUAGAAGGCAUGCUAAUCGACCUUCUGAAGACCAAAUGGAACACGUUCGUGAAGUUCCGCUUCUACCGCCAGUUCAUACUGUUCUCGUGCUACUUCCUUAUCUCCCUGGUAUGCUUCACCCUGAGGCCUGGGCCUCCUGACAGGGCACUCAAUACGACAGCACUGAACGCUACUGUCGGACCUGUUAAUGAUACGGACCUCGUUAUAGAAGUUGAAAACUGUACAAUGCCAUUGAACGGUACAGAGUUCGAUCCCGGUGCUGUGGAGAUGAUUAACGGGAGCAAACCUGAUGGACCGCAGUGCGCACGCUUCAAGAGCCACACUAAGGAAAAAGAUAAACGUCCAAGGGAAUCAGAUAUGGAAGGCUGGUGGGAAGACCUAACAGAAGAUUGCAGACUGAUGAACUUUGAAUCCUGGCAAGCUAAGGUGAGAAUAACAGCUGAACUUCUUUUGUGGGUGGGUGCGCUGGCUUACGUCGGAGCUGCGUUAAGGGAAGCAAGGUUCCUCGGACUCAAAAUGUUUGUGGAAAACUUAAGCACAGUGCCUUCACGCGUGAUGUUCUUGGUGUCCUGUCUGUUGAUGCUGGUACUCCCAACACUGCGGCUCUGGUGUGCCGACGAAGAAGAGGAUCAUCUUGCGGUCAUUAUCAUGCUUACCACUGCACCUUACUUCUUGUUCUUCUGCAGAGGUUUCAAAACUGUGGGUCCGUUCGUGGUGAUGAUCUACAGAAUGGUGAUGGGAGAUUUACUUCGGUUCGUCUGCAUUUAUUUGGUCUUCGUUAUGGGUUUCUCGCAAGCAUAUUACGUAAUAUUCUUAUCAUUUGACAACCCCAACACACCGGAGGGCGUGGACGACUCGGUGUCGAACCCCAUGCCGUCGCCCAUGGAGAGCAUCAUGGCCAUGUUCCUCAUGUCACUCACCUCCUUCUCUGAUUAUUACGGCGCCUUCGAUAGGACCGACCACGAGAUCGAAGCUAAGCUGCUAUUCGUGGUGUAUAUGAUCAUUGUGGCGAUUCUGUUGGUGAACAUGUUGAUCGCCAUGAUGGGCAAUACGUACCAGAAGAUAGCAGAAACUAGGAAUGAGUGGCAGCGCCAGUGGGCGAGGAUUGUGCUGGUGGUGGAGCGAGGGGUGCCGCCAGCGCAGCGGCUGAAGCAGCUGCUGACGUACAGCCAGCCCAUGGCGAACGGGAAGAGGGCACUCGUGCUCAGGAUCAACCAGAAGGAUGAGGAAAAGGAGGAAAUGAAAGAGAUAAUGGAGAUGAAGCGCACUCACGAGCGUAUCGUGGCGAAGCGCAAGGCGCGGGAGGCGCAGCUGGCGGGCGGCCGCGGGCUCGCGCCGCACACGCCGCUGCGGGACUACCCGCUCAGGAAGUAGCGGCGCGCGGACACCACAUGCACUUGUGUCGGAUGACGAUGAUCGAUGAAACUAUACACGACGGAAAAUAUCAUUUAGGUAUUUAUGAAAUUAAAUGUCAUUAAAUGUUGAUACAAUUAUAAAUAA